CAGUAAGCAUGUUGACUGCACUGGUUUUGUUGUGUCUUGGAGCCUUUCUUCUGUACUUACAGCUGAGAAUUCGGCAUCCUAAAAACUUUCCUCCUGGACCCGCACCUGUUCCAAUUUUUGGUAAUUUGCUACAAUUGAGCCGCAUAAGCCCAUUAAAGGACUUUGACAAGUUUGCUCAGCACUAUGGACCAAUCUACGGGAUAUACAUUGGUUCACAGCCGGCAGUGGUGUUAACGGGACAGAAAAUGAUCAAGGAGGCACUGAUCACACAAGGGGCUGAGUUUGCUGGCAGAUCAAACCAUAUGAUGAUCAGUCAUGUAACAAGAAGCAAAGGGGUGAUCAUGGCAGAUUAUGGAGAAAGUUGGCGUGAACAUCGUCGCUUUGCUCUGACCACACUAAGGAACUUCGGCCUUGGAAAGAAAAGUAUGGAGCAGAGGAUUCUGGAGGAGGUCAAACAUAUCUGUUUACUACUGGAGGAAUCUGCUGGAAAGUCAAUUGAUCCUCAACAUCUGUAUCACCAAGCAGCCUCAAACAUCAUUGCCUCAGUCAUUUUUAGGUCACGAUUCGAUUAUCAGGAUGAAUAUUUCCAAACUUUGAUCAAAACUAUGGAAAAUCUUACUAAAAUUGCCAUUGGUCCAUGGGCAAUGCUCUAUGAAAUAGCACCAGUGUUAAGGAUUUUCCCACUGCCAUUCCAUAAAGCUUUUCAGUAUUUUGAGCAAAUCACAAAUCAUGUUCUUAAAGUUGUGGAGGAGCACAAGAAGUCACGUGUUGCUGGAGAGCCCAGAGACUUGAUUGAUUAUUACUUGGAGGAGAUGAACAAGAAAGCAGAUCAACGCACCACAUUUGAUGAGUCACAGAUGGUCACUUUGCUGUUCGACCUGUUUAUUGCUGGAACUGAAACAACUUCUAACACACUCCGAACCUUAACUCUCUAUUUGAUGACUCACACUCAUAUACAAGAGCAAUGUCAGCGGGAGAUUGAUGAAGUCCUUGGUGCUCGUGAUCAUGUCACAUAUGAGGACAGAAACGCCAUGCAUUUUGUUCAAGCAGUGAUUCAUGAGGGACAGCGUAUUGCUGAUAUUGUUCCUCUUAGUAUGUUUCACACCGCCAGAACCGACACUCAACUGCGAGGAUACAGCAUCCCAAAGGGGACAAUUAUCAUCCCGUAUCUGUCAUCUUCUCUCAGAGAGGAAAGUCAGUGGAAGUUUCCACAUGAGUUUAACCCUCAGAACUUCUUGAAUGAAAAACGAGAAUUUGUGAAGAAUGAUGCAUUCAUGCCUUUCUCUGCAGGUCCUCGUGUGUGUUUAGGAGAAAAUCUAGCCCGCAUGGAGCUCUUCCUCAUCCUGGUCACAGUGCUGCGGAGAUUUCGUCUGGUCUGGCCGAUGGAUGCAGGAGAGCCGGACUUCACAUAUAUUUAUGGAGGAACUCAGACAUUGAAACCUUACCCUAUGAUUGUAGAGCUGCGAACGCCUAAAGAGUCUCGUGAAUAUACUAAAUGAACAUUUUUUGUCACAUUGCAAACUAUCACAAAGACACUUCCAUUUAAAAUACUAUAUUUAGUUUUAACGUACAAAGCAUUUAGCUUUAUUUACUAUAAAAAUGUGUGCGAUUAAAAAUACCUUUGUAUUACAUGGUUAAAGUCAUUGUUUAAUUGUGUUUGCUAAUUUAUGAAACAACUACAUCAAAAAUGAAACUGUAUUUCUAUCACAUUUGAAAAGCUCCCAGUUAAAUGCUAGUUGCCGGGUCUGUAGCUGUUGUAACAGUUAGCCGCUUACUAUACACUCACUAAAAAAAAUAAACAAAAAAAUGCUUAAAUAUUAUUGUGCUGCUAUAGUCAAAGUAAUGGAAGUUUCGUGUAGGUAUACCUUUAGAAUUCUAGCAUAAAUUUAAACUUGUUAAAAUAUAUAUUUGAUACUUUUUACAUGUGCAUGUAACAACCAAGACUGUAACAAUACAAAUCUGUUUGAGAAUCAGUGAAGUUGUUCUUCAGGUUCUCAUGGUGACAUCAGAUCUUUUAUUAAUGCGUUUUGUUGCUAAACUGUGUUUUGUUUGGCAGAACAUUCCUCUGUAGUUCUUUCUACAUAAAGCUGCACCUAGAUCCAAAAUACAUGUUGUGCAUGUUCUUCCUAUUUCAGCAAAUGUAACAGUUGAUUUGUUGCAUGUGUUUAAAUAUGUCUACAGCUAGAUUUACAGGUUGUGAUAGGAUUAUAUUUUUGUUGGUUAUACAUUACAUAAUUAAAAAAGUAUAUAACAUA
This is a messenger RNA of Danio aesculapii, 2255 nucleotides long. RefSeq names its product cytochrome P450 2F2-like. The transcript is spliced from 9 exons. Gene Ontology annotation, biological process: xenobiotic metabolic process. Bases 9 to 1499 code for a protein of 496 amino acids. The record is from RefSeq and is a predicted model, not a curated record. Lineage: Eukaryota; Metazoa; Chordata; Actinopteri; Cypriniformes; Danionidae. Gene Ontology annotation, molecular function: iron ion binding; heme binding; oxidoreductase activity, acting on paired donors, with incorporation or reduction of molecular oxygen, reduced flavin or flavoprotein as one donor, and incorporation of one atom of oxygen. Gene Ontology annotation, cellular component: intracellular membrane-bounded organelle; cytoplasm.